AUGGAGUCGCUGCACCGCGCCGUCGGGUUCCUGGCCGUCGCAGCCGGAUCUCUCUUGCUGGCGGUCCAUUUCUACAGCUCCGCCGGGCCUACUCCGCUGAUCCCCAGCUCUGCUCUUGGGGUCCUUCUGCUCCUUUUAUCACUUCUUCUGGCAUAUGCAGGGGUACGGAAGAGCCGCCAGAAUGCCUCCUUGUUUGUGUCACUCUGCCUGACGGUUUCAGUGCUGUGGUGUGGCUAUGGAGUGAUCCAGAUCCUGGCUGGGCAAGGGGUCCUCCCCGGCACUGCUGACCUGCGCAACGCAGCCGUGCCUGGACUGGUAGCCUUCAGUCUGGGGCUGCUCCUCAUCAGCCUGGUGGGCUUCCUCCACAAAGAGGUCCACCUUGCCAUGAUGGCGUCUGCCAUUUCUCUGGCCUGUGCCCAUGAAAUCGCAGCCGUUUAUGAUGCUGCCUUCGGAUCGUCUGCUGUGGCCUGCAAUUACAUGGUUGUCUGCUUUGUUGGGGGCUACGUCGGGUUGGGGAAGUGCCUCUUUUUUCUAAGCCAAGAGAAAAUUGCCCUGCCUGGCACAGACCUGCCCAAGAAAGAGGCCAGCAACAGGCAGGGUCCAGACAGUGGCACAGGCUCAAAUGACUUGACUGCAUUCGGCUUGAUCCUGAACAUGCUCUCGGCCAGUGUCUUGGGCUGCCGGCUCCUGGGGGUGACUGAUGAUCUCUUUGUGGGGCAGGUCCCCUGGCUCUGGGCAGGAGGGGUCUACCAGCUUGGCGCCUCCAUCUUCUCCUAUCGUUCCCUGGAUGCGCUGACUGCCACUUUUUUGGGCUUCACCUCCCUCCUGAAGUUUGGGGAAGGCUAUUCCCUCUUGAUCCUGCGCUGGGUGCCUGAGGAGCCCAGCUUCCCCAUUCCAUUCUCAGUGGCUUUUGCUGUCCUCUUGACCAUUUUGGCCGUUUUCAUUGCUAUUGACAGCCUGGCUGAUGGCCUCUAUCUGCUGUUCUAUGUGGCCUUGUGCAUCGCACUUGCCUGCAGUCCACGAGGCUUUCUGGAAGGGGGCCCUCAGGGUGUGGCAGUGGCCAUUUUUGUGGCCUCCACGCUCCUGACUCUUCUUCACCUUUACAAUGGGAAAGCAGAAGUUAAAAUCCCGAGGGGGGAGGGAGUGCUCAAGGCUUUGCUCUCACGUCUCCAAGUUUGCAAGCUCCGGGAGGGGAAUGACCUCCACACUCCCUAUCUGGGUUACUCCAAAUAUGCCGAUGCCGAAGUACUGGGCUAUGCAUGCAGUGUGCUUGCUUCUUUUGCCAUCACAGUGGCAGCAAAGCCAAACUCCCCUCUUGCUACAAUAGUCCUACCUUGGGUGGUGGCUGCAGGGGGGCUCUUGAAGCUUCUGUGUGGUUCUCUGGCUUUCUCCCGUGGCAAGACUUUAGAAAGCAGCGCUUUCAUUGUCUAUGGGUUUAUGUGGAUUAUCUGGGGCAUUGCCAGGUAUGGGGGGCUGUAUGGUGCUGCACGGGGGUUCCAGGUAGCUGUGGGCAUUGUCUCGCUCAUGCUUUUCAAUGCCUUCCUCGUCCUUUGCACCCUUUUCCUGAGCAUCUCCUGGUUCAUCUACUCCCUCUCCUUUGAGCUCAUACUCAUCAGCUUCCUGUUGGAUGCGGUUGGUGCCACCUCCACUGGUUAUGACAUUGCUGUCACCAUCAUCUUUGGCUUGGUCAGCUUCUACUGCUUUCUGAGUGCCCUGGUCAACUGCACUUUUGAGAGUCCUCAGCUCCCCGUGGGACGUCCCAUUGUGAGGCUCAGUGGCUUUGGGGGAGGAAGCACCAAAUGUCUUCAUUUGCCAGCCAGGAAAGCAUCUUCAGUCAAGCAAGUUGCAGAGAUAAUGAAGAAAGGGGGCGUGUGUGGGAUCCCCACAGACACGGUAUAUGUUCUUGCAGCAGCCUGCUGUCAACCUGAUGCUGUGGAGAAGGCUUACAACACAAAGCACCAGGCUCAGGACCGUCCCAUGUCGCUCUGGAUUUCAAGUCUGAAACAGCUGGAACCGGCCAAGCAUCUGUUCAGCCCUGUCCUCUGGGAUUUCAUGGAUGCUGCAUGGCCAUCACCUAUCAGCUUGGUGAUUCCAAGGGGUGAAUGGGUGGAUUACCUGGGCAUGAAAGACUCUGCUAAAUAUGUUGGUACCCCUCAGAGCGUAGCUAUUCGCAUUCCAGAUUGCUCGGUCACUACCCAUCUGAUUGACUUGGUUGGCCCAAUUACUGUCACAUCUGCCAAUCCGACAGGAGAAGCAGACACCACUCACCACAACCAGGUGUAUGCCAAGCUAGGAGACAAGGUGGAUGCGGUUCUUUGUGAUGGACCUUCUCCAGAGAACAUAGCCUCCACAGUGGUGGACUGCACCAAGAUUGGGAGUGGGCACAUUGGGUUCUUUAGAGUUGGCCUUGUCCCUAAAUCCCAGGUGUUACAGAUUCUGGAGCGGGUCCAAAGAAGAUACCAACCAGGCCACACCAAUAAUGCCCUGGUCAUGGAGGGCAAGGAAGAGCAGCAGACCCUGUGCAGAGCCUUCCUCAGCAAUGAUGCUCAUGUUCAGGGAAACUCACCAACAUCAUAUACCAACAAAGCAUUCUGUACUGAUGAAGGAGGUGCCCCUCAGUGA
Gekko japonicus is the source of this 2622-nucleotide messenger RNA. RefSeq lists its product as uncharacterized. Gene Ontology annotation, cellular component: cytoplasm. The transcript has 9 exons. Bases 1 to 2622 code for a protein of 873 amino acids. Gene Ontology annotation, biological process: regulation of translational fidelity. Gene Ontology annotation, molecular function: nucleotidyltransferase activity; double-stranded RNA binding; tRNA binding. Lineage: Eukaryota; Metazoa; Chordata; Lepidosauria; Squamata; Gekkonidae. The record is from RefSeq and is a predicted model, not a curated record.